Messenger RNA from Saccostrea cuccullata (small rock oyster), 963 nucleotides. RefSeq names its product mucin-22-like. NCBI's taxonomy places the organism in Eukaryota, Metazoa, Mollusca, Bivalvia, Ostreida, Ostreidae. The transcript has 12 exons. The record is from RefSeq and is a predicted model, not a curated record. The annotation marks the transcript as partial.
GCCAGCACAACAGCUACAGAAAGCACCACAGCUGUUCCAACAACUGUAGCCAGCACAACAGCUACAGAAAGCACCACAGCUGUUCCAACAACUGUAAGCAGCACAAGUGAAGCCAGCACCUCUACAACUGAAGCUACAUUUACAUCCACAGUUGCAGACACAACAACCUCAACAAUUGGCAGCACGGAGUCCUCCACUGUCAGCAGCACUACCGCUGAAGUCACUUCAACAAGUACAGAACCUAGCACCACAAGUGAAACCAGCGCAACAACAAGCAGUACUGAAGCCAGCACAACAGCUACAGAAAGCACCACAGCUGUUCCAACAACUGUAGCCAGCACAACAGCUACAGAAAGCACCACAGCUGUUCCAACAACUGUAAGCAGCACAAGUGAAGCCAGCACAACAGCUACAGAAAGCACCACAGCUGUUCCAACAACUGUAGCCAGCACAACAGCUACAGAAAGCACCACAGCUGUUCCAACAACUGUAACAACCUCAACAAUUGGCAGCACGGAGUCCUCCACUGUCAGCAGCACUGCCAGCACAACAGCUACAGAAAGCACCACAGCUGUUCCAACAACUGUAGCCAGCACAACAGCUACAGAAAGCACCACAGCUGUUCCAACAACUGUAACAACCUCAACAAUUGGCAGCACGGAGUCCUCCACUGUCAGCAGCACUGCCAGCACAACAGCUACAGAAAGCACCACAGCUGUUCCAACAACUGUAGCCAGCACAACAGCUACAGAAAGCACCACAGCUGUUCCAACAACUGUAUUGCAGACACAACAACCUCAACAAUUGGCAGCACGGAGUCCUCCACUGUCAGCAGCACUACCGCUGAAGUCACUUCAACAAGUACAGAACCUAGCACCACAAGUGAAACCAGCGCAACAACAAGCAGUACUGAAGCCAGCACAACAGCUACAGAAAGCACCACAGCUGUUCCAACAACUGUAA